Messenger RNA from Syngnathus typhle (broad-nosed pipefish), 1041 nucleotides. Its product is annotated as caspase activity and apoptosis inhibitor 1. Lineage: Eukaryota; Metazoa; Chordata; Actinopteri; Syngnathiformes; Syngnathidae. The record is from RefSeq and is a predicted model, not a curated record. The transcript has 6 exons. Bases 100 to 972 code for a protein of 290 amino acids.
GCCUAUUGAUGACGUCACUAGUAAGCGACACGCAAGCUUCCCCCUCAGCGGCCUUUUCGAACAGAGUUUGGCAGAUAUUUUGAUUUAUCUUCAUCUAAAAUGCUCAAAAAGAAGUCAAGUGGUAGUGGAAAGAAAAGGAAAAACCCUCCGUCGGAGGAGCGGCAUCGAAGUAGUAAGCGGAGAAGCGCCGAAAGUAACGUAGUGGACGAGUUGGCCGACCCGGAGUUGGACAGGGUCGGUAGUGAUAUCGAGGAAGGAGGCCUAGACCUUUCGGUGCCGUUCAAGCCCAUAAGCGCAUACGUGAGCGACAAAAAGACGAUGCUGGAGCAGUGCUUCGGCGUGCUGGGCGAGAAGAAGCUCCGCAGGAUGCUACCCGAGCUGUUCAAGGAUUGCACUUUGGAGGAGAUCCGAAAGGUGUGCUGUGAGCAACUCGACCCAAUCUCGGAGAGAAACAUCAUGCAGAUCUUGUCUGGGGAAGAAUUGACGAAAGAUGAAGACGCUAGCCAAAGCGCACAACAGGCCUCAGAAAACCAGAAGGACAACAGCUUGGACUCCACAGAAUGCAAGGAAGGACUGGAUAAAAUGGACAAGCCCCAGCAAGGGGGCAGCUCAAGCGAGGAAAGCGACGUUCUCAGCAUCAAUGCGGCCGACAGUGACAUCGACACCCCAAAAGAGGAGGCCCCCGUCAAGAUGGCGGCCGACGACGGUGGCGGCGAACAGCCCAAGCCCACCGAGGCCAAGAAAGACAUCCAAAGAGACAUCGACCGAAGCGUAAGUGAAAUCUUGGCGCCGGCAGACGAGGCGGCGGCGGCGGCAGCAGCUGCUGCCGUCCAGCAGAGGGCCAUUGCUGCUGCCGCUGCCGCCGCCACACCAUGUCAGCCGUCCCUUCAGCAGCUGGAACUUUUGGAGCUAGAGAUGAGAGCCCGUGCCAUCAAGGCACUCAUGAAGGCCAGUCAUAGAAAAGACCCAUAGAGAGGUCAAAUGUCACAAUUGUCAUCUUAUCUUGUGUUUUGUAAAUAAAUAGACGAAUGCCAACCUCAA